AUGGUAUGGGAAGAAGAAAAAGGUGUAUAUCCACCAAAGAAUAAACUUAAAUAUACUCAGCACCCUGCAAAGUACCCUAUACCCCAUAAUUAUGUUGUUCGAACUAUGUAUUCAAAAAAAAUAUAUAUUGUUGAGUGCUUGAUAGUUUAUAUUGAUGAUAAACCAUUAUAUCAAAUAUACUUUGGAGAGUAUUUAGACAAGCUUCGCAAACACAUAUUAGGUUUAGGAAAACGGUUACUAGAAUUUGUAGAAGAAGAAAAAGAGAAUUUUUUUCAUCCAAAUGAUAGCAUCGUUCUUAAACAAGCAAAGUUUGAAAUCAGUGGUCAUACAUAUAAUAUCAAUUAUGGAAAAAUCGAUAAACAACAAAUAGAAUUACAAACACAAGCUAUUGUAAAGUCAAUUGAUCAUAAUCGAAUUUCUCAGGAAGCAUAUAGGUCUUUGGCUAGACUUGAUGAAACGCUAAUUAGAGCUGGAGCA
Dentiscutata heterogama is the source of this 477-nucleotide messenger RNA. The record is from the annotation of a GenBank genome assembly. NCBI's taxonomy places the organism in Eukaryota, Fungi, Glomeromycota, Glomeromycetes, Diversisporales, Gigasporaceae.